GGGGGGCACUAGAUUACACGCUAGCUUACUGUGGUAUUUUCGCGGAAAUAAUGCGGGAUUCAUUAUUUCUCGUUUUUGAUAGGUUUAUAAACAGAAACAUACAAGGAGGUCAAACUGGGGGCCUGGAUACAUUAUCGCCGACAAUGGGAGCCCCCAUGAAUAUUCUUCUCUGGAAAAUUCAUGAAUACAGAGUAUUUUGUGAAACAAUACGGAGGGAAGGAGGAAAGAAAGGGGAAAAAAAGCAGUCGCUAAAAUCAUUACCAUGCCACGGGAGUCCUCUUUAUUUUAUUUCAUUUCACUUUUUUUUGCGGGGCUGCGGAUGGUAGGUCUGUCUUAGCUGAUCCCCCAUUCCUCUAAGGCUUGGGUUGGGGCCCGCACACCCUUCGUUCGUUCGUUACCCGCAAGGCCUGUCUUGUGCCUCUUCAUCCUUUUCUCUUGCCUUCUUUCCCCCCUUCCUCCCCACAACAAACCUUCCCACCACCAAACCGGUUUCCACUACAGAUUUAUCAGUUCUCCUCACCCACCGCCAAUUCGUGUCUGGGUAUCUUUUCUUAUCUGUCCUGUUUGUCACCCAUCCCCAAGCGUUUACAUUGCACUUUCCCUGUCUCCCCACUCAACCCCGCAUUUCCCAUGGCUGGUGAGGCUCUGAGCUAAUUGGCGUUACUGGGGGACGAAUAGCUUGAGAAAUCCUUCAUCUCGACGCAAUGUCCUCUACUGCUGCAGUUACACAGCCGAACACCUCCCGUGGGAAGAAGAAGGGUAAGGGAGGUGGGGGAGGAACUCCAUCCCCUGCUCCCGAAUUAGCGCAAGACAAGAUGGCCGACUCUACAAAUGAUCUCGUGAAAACCGGUGAUAAAGGAGAGAAAGAGUAUUUGAAAUGGAUCACGAAGUAGGUCUUUGAUCUGUCCACAUCAAGUUCCUGUAGCUUAAACCCCCUUUUCAACAGGCAGCUCAAAAAACACGCCAAAAAACUUGUAAGUAUACUGACCCCCCACAGUAAACUAGGAAUUCUGUGCCAUAAGCAAACAUCUACUAGUUUUUCUACUACGCUACACGCUGACUGUAGCUAUUUGCUGAUCAUUCUCAAUGCUAAAUAGGAUAGUAUUGCAAAGUCUGAAGAGAAGAUCAAGGAUCUUUCCGAAGAGGAGAAGGCUACUACCAAGAUUAUCAACGCCGAUGAGCGCAAUAAAAUUAUUGGGAAACCUAUUACUCUUGCAUUACACAAGGAGCUCAAGGAAUGCUACGAAAACCUUUUAAAAGCUUCUGAACUGGAGGACAAGCGCCUAGAAUCUGAGAAGGUUGAAGCUCAGGCAAGGCUCGAGAAGGCUGUUGAAGAGGCAAAGGCUGAAGCGCAGGAAGAGAUGGACCAGGCUGCCAGAGCUAAGAUCCUGACUGUCGUCAAAUUCUUGAGACUUGCGGGGCACCGCCGGAACAACAAGAGUGGCGACGAGGACGAGGAUGAAGCUAUUGAAAGGGUUCUCGUUCUUGUAUAUGGUGGCGAUCAGAGUGCUAUCGAUACUUGUCUCAAGCUUGCUAACGGCUCCGAAGAGCCGGUCGAUGGCUUUCAAGUUUCUUGUAAGGAUACCCCCCAUUCUCUUACUCUUGUGCUAGGCACGACACCUACGGUUGCAGGGGCUGAGUCGGUUUCCUGGUGUCUAAUUUUCUUUACACAGAUUCACGCAUUCAGGACGUUGCCCAUUCUCUCAGGAUACCAGGUGUGGGCGACGAGGAGAUCGAGGAGCCACAGGAAGAUGUUGGGGAACCGGAAACCGAACAGCAACAGCAAGAUAAACAAGAGGAACCACCUACUUACGAGGCGGCUGCUGGAGAUGGUUUCGACCUCGCUACACAGGACGAAAAAGUUCCCCUUUAUGCCGAGGGCGCCGCUGAGGACAUUCAGGCCCCUCCCCAGCAAGCCUAUACUAAUGGAGACGAGCUUGAGGCACCUGCAAUUCUCCCCGAUAUACCUCUCGCCGACAGUGAUGCUAGUAAUCAUGCAGCCAAGGAGGUUGAAUUGGAGGGCAGCGAGGACCAAACGCAGGCCCAGGUGACCGGAGAAACACAGGCACAGGACGCACCAGCAACACAGACCGCUAACGGUGGACCGGCUGGGGGCUCUUGGGCAGAUGAUCAACCCAAGACCCCAGAGGCUAGUGAUGAGUUCCAGAAUGUUGAGCGCCGUGGUAGGGGGCGUGGGUUCCGCGGUGACCGUGGCCAAGGCAGAUGGCGUGGACGUGGUCACCGUGGAGACAGAGGAGGGUACCGUGGAGACCGAGGGGAUAGAGGUGGCUACCGCGGCCGUGGAGGUCAUCAGCGUGGCGAAGGAGGGGAGCGUGUGGAUCGUGGGGACCGUCCAUACCGUCACAGACCGAAAAACACAGACCGCCAACAACCUCAACAAGCCACCACAUCUUCUACCUAACUGGUCGGAGUUGACCUUAAUCUGCCAACUAACUGCAUUGUACUCAUAUCCUGUUCUACUACUGUCUGUAAUUUUCCUUGUGAUUGAUAUCUCUUUGUGUUUUUCUGUUCUUGCUUCACGUUAGUGGGGAAGGGUUGGGGGAUACAAAAAAACUCGAAAUCUGCGAUGUUUUCAUAGGGAGAUGAGGGUGGUUUAAGUGUGGGUGCGUGCAUCUUAGUCGCUUCUAGUUCGGAAAACAAAACCAAAACGAAAAGUUUUUUCCUUGAGUUUCUCUCUUUCUCCUUUCCUCCUCUUACAUUUUCAUUCGUCCUCCGGGUAAAACGCAGGAUAUGGGGGGCAAAAGUUUGGGGGUACGGUUUUGGGGAAAGGGGUGUUUUGCAUUAUUCCCUUCUUUUGCUGUUCUUGAUAUCUCUAUCUCUCUUUAUAUCUAGGUCCCACUUUCUUUCGUUUUAUAUCUCUUUUUUCCUUUUUCUCCCCCCUCCCCCCAUUUUUCCCAAAAGCGUCUGAUUCAAAAUCUAUUGGGGGGAGCAUAGCAUUUUCAAAGGUUGGGAACGCUUUAUUACGGAGAGGACGCGCACAUGUUUGUCGCGGCGACGAUGAUGAUAAUGACGAAUGCUAGUACCGUGCAACACGAGGUUGGAAAGUUAGGUGUAAUGUUCCGAAACAAGUCAGUCAGAUAUGGAUUGCUACAAGUACCGUACAGUGCGGGUGGGCCAUAUGGUGGUGGUGAUGAUGCCUUGAGACGGAAGCAGUAGCGGCUAAGCUGGCUCUGUACGAUAGCAAGCUCCUGGGUAGUCUAUUUAGUUAUUUGGUUACAAGUUGAUAGCCCUCAUUGCUCAGCAUUCACCAAAUGUUAAGCACCUCUUGGGUUAGCUAGAGCACCGUAUCGGACAGAUGCACACCGGUAUUCAGAACAAAAUGGCAUGGACCGCUCCGUACCUCUUUGGAGGUGCUGUAGUGCACAUAAGUGCACCACCGGUAGUAGGCGCUGUGCGGUGCCGAGCCAUACAGUUCAGUGCCGGUACCUUGCAGGCGGGAGGUUCGAAGCUCUCGAUACGCCAAAAACGUACUUGAAUACGGUAGUGCUGUGAUAGUACUAGUACAGCCGCACUUCCCAAGCCCGAAAUCGGUUUUCAAGGGUCUUUUUUUCUCGGGUUGGUGCUUGCUGCGCGGUAUGAUAACCCGGGAGGUAACUUAUAUAAGCCUUGGUUGGAAACUAAAAAAAAACAAAAAACCACUCUUUUUGUGAAGAAAGUACGAGUCGUACUUGUACACCGUGCACAGCGCUGGUUGUUGUUGCCCUGGAUCCGUACAGUACUGUGCUGUACUGUACCGAGAGCUUAGAACCUCCCUACCAUGCUACCGGUAGUAUCAUAUCCAUGUUCAUGCAAAAGCCGCCACGCCACGAUACCGGUACGGUCCAGGGCUGUAGGAGCACACCUCGCAGCUCCCCAGGACCUAUCUAUCAUACCCGCCCCCGUCUCAUCUAUCCAUCCACCAUCCAACAACACAUCAAUUGCUCCUGUGGACAUACCGUGCCCCAUCCGCCGUAUGGGUCUACGGUGCCGCAGGAUUAUAUGAUACCCAGAGGAUCCGGCAACCAACCGGCUGGCCGCCCUUAUCAGUUAAGGUAACCAAAGUUCGAAAGAAGGGGAAAAUAAGGGCAGAGUAAAGAUCUGCAAUGCUCGGGCGGUAGAAUAAUGAAGAUCGUGCACUUUUUUUUUUGCUGGAUGGAUGGAUGAAUGAAUGAAGGGAUGAAUGGAGGGUUGCGGG
Tuber aestivum (summer truffle) is the source of this 4195-nucleotide messenger RNA. The record is from the annotation of a GenBank genome assembly. Lineage: Eukaryota; Fungi; Ascomycota; Pezizomycetes; Pezizales; Tuberaceae.